UGUUGUGUGCGCUUGUCCGUGUGCCGGUUUGUUUUGCAAGCAGAGCUGUUGUCAUCUCGGUUUCUGCAACACGUUGACCCACAGCAGCAGGUCGGUUUAGCUUUUAGGUUCAGCAUUGUCGUCGGUUUAACAAAAUGUUUCACACAUUCACAAACACACAAUGUUAAUAACAUUACUUUAAACCUAUUUAUGCUUUUUAGAUUCAUCAAUUAAUUCGAAAGUGUUACCGUUUGUUUGCAACGUAAAGAAACUACCGUUAAAUCCAAAGACGGGAGUUGAAGAUGGUUUGAGUGGUGUCACAGGAUAUUCUCUAACUAUCCAUUCACCACAAAGCCUGUAGAACAUUCUGGCGUUUGCAAUGUGCUUGUUUGACAGUGAGCUCCAGCAUCCCGUCCACAGAGGGCCAUGCACGUUGCACUGCGGCCGCGCAGGUAAGGCUCAGCAGCGAGGGGUCCGGGGGGGCAGCGUGUCGUAAAAAAAAUAUGCAAGAAAGCGAUGCACCUGCCUGCCUCUGCAUGGCUUUCUGCAUUGAACAAUUGUUAUUGUCAUUGUGACAGCUGACGGGUCGGAGUGCUGCGUCACAGUGAGUGUUAAGCCGGGUUGACUAAGCCCUGCCCGGUGCGUGAUUGAUUGUAGUUGUAAUCUUCCUUUCGCGUGGAGCUGGACAUCACUUGCAGUAAAUAUUCAACCACCACAAAGUAUUAUGUUUUUUGUAAUGAUGCCCCCUGCACAACUCAACAGCUGCUUUUUCAUUCCGUUCAUGGCCUCAACCAACGUGAUGAGUGGCCUGCAGCUUUGAUGAAAUGCAGUACUGAGGAACGCAAAAUGAAUAGUUUGAAUACGUUUAAACAGCGUAUGAGUGGCGUUGCAUUGAUUCCAGAGGUCUCCCUGUGUAUUGCGCCCUCUAGCGGUUGUCUGGUGCUCUGCCUGUGCCUGUCUGUGUUCACCCUGCUGCUGCAAACCCUCUGGGUUCCACUUGAGACGACCCUGGAGGAACCUGCCGGCAGGUCACCCGAGGAACGAGGUCAGCGCGGCCUCGGCCUUCGCAGGCUGGCGCUCCGCUUGGAGGCUCUGAGCACUCAGGUGCAGCGGCUGAGCGGAGGGAGAGGCGGCGCCGCCCGGCCCGGCGGAGACGAUCUCAGUCGGAUGCUGCGAAGCUUCAGACUGGACCAGCGAGGCUUAACGCGCUCGGUGGAGAAGCAGCUGAGGAGAGUGUCCCAGAGGCUGGAGCAGCUCAGCCGCCUGUCUCGCACUGCAUCACAUGACCUCAGGCCACACGCAGGGCCCGAGGAGAAGUGUGAAGUGCCAGCGGAUCGUGCGUAUCCGCUGUGUGCGGAGAAAGUGGAGUUCCUGCGGGCGCGUUGGCACACAGACCCCUGCUACGCCUUUUACGGGGUGGAUGGUACCACCUGCUCCAUAUUGACGUACCUCAGCCAAACAGAGGACUUUUGUCCCCUUCGUCUUGGAGGAAACCACUCUGUGCCGCCAUGGCGCCGCAAACCUCACUCCGACCCCGGGAAGGCGGAGGUACGCACCAGCCUGAGCCCACUGUACGAGGUCAUCAGCAGCAGCGGCGGCCCUGCAGUGGACUUCAUCCGGUCCAGAGUGGGGAGGAUGUCUGAGCGGUGGACACGGGCUGCUCUGAGGAUGAGGCAAAGCAGCAACGAGACAUUCCCGACCCAGAUGAGGGUGCUGCUUUACCCCGGGGCCCUGGCCGGCAGUGUUGGCCGGCGGUUUGAGGCCCUGGUGGACAGAGGGGGGCCCCUGGGGGAGCUGGUGCAGUGGGCCGACCUCGGCGCCUGUCUGACCAUCCUGGGCCACAACUUGACCUUCAGCACCUCACGCCGACUCCUCCACAGCCUGAUAGGUGCUGCGCCAGGACGAGGCAGUUGUCCAAUUCAGAGGCCCCUGACCUUUGACCUCAUCUACACCGACUACCAUGGCCUCGCUCACCUACAUGGCGCCAUGGGAAUGGCUUUCCCGCAUUACCAAUGUCGCUUCAGAAUCCUCGACUCUUUUGGCACCGAACCGGCCUUUAACCUGAGGAGUUAUGCGCGUAGCCGUGGGUAUGAAACGCUGUGGGGAAGCUGGGGCCUGCAGCCUCUGCAGUACCUGACCAUGUUCCCUCACACUCCUGAUAACUCCUUCCUGGGUUUUGUGAGUGAAGAGGCGGCGAGGGAGGACAGCUACAGGAAAGAGCGGAUAGCGGUCAUCUACGGCAAACAAGACUAUAUGUGGCAGGGCAAAUCUGAGUAUGUGAAGGCGAUCAGUGACGAGAUGGAGACCCAUGCUACGGUCUACCAGCCUCCAGGGCUCGCCUCCAAUCUGCCCGGCUUCAUCCGAAAUCACGGCCUGCUGACUCAGGAACGCUUUGUCCAGCUUUUACGCAGAGCCAAGGUGUUUGUAGGUCUCGGGUUCCCAUAUGAGGGGCCGGCCCCAAUUGAGGCCAUAGCCCUGGGAUGUGUCUUCCUGCAGCCACGACUUCACCCCCCCCACUCGGCAGACAACAACGAUUUCUACAAAGGGAAGCCCACCUCCAGGAAGGUUUCCUCCCAGCACCCUUACGCCGAGGAAUUCAUCGGAAAGCCUCACGUGUGGACCGUGGAUGUGACCAACAGGACUGAUGUGAGGGAGGCAGCCAGAGCCAUCCUCCUCACACAGGUGAAGCCUUUCACUCCCCCAGAGUUCACUUGUGAGGGGAUGCUGGAGAGGCUUCGAGGAUAUAUUGCUCACCAGAAUUUCUGCAGUAAAUCUGCCCCUACUUGGCCCCCAGAAAGCGCUCUGAGGAUGCAUCUGGGUCCCCUGGGUCAGUCAUGCGUUAGUGUGUGUCGACGGUCCUCCCUCGUGUGUGAGCCGGCCCUUUUCCACCACCUAAACGGACCUGCUGCGUUCGCCAGACUCAGUAUAGGCUGCUCCAGCAUGGGGAGGGAAGCCAACCACCUGUUCCCAUCCUACAGCCCUUGGGGCCGACACUGUGCGCUGCAACAGGAGCCCCUGCUGUUCAGCUGCGCCGGCUCCGACCCGUCCCACCGCAGACUGUGUCCCUGCAGAGCUCACCUGCCCGGACAAGUGGCACUGUGCCCCGACUGCCUCUGAACAACUGAGGAAAUAGAUGGAGGGGAGGGGGGGUCAUGUGAUGAAGACAUGCACCAAAGAGACAUUUGCAAUGCAAACUGUGCAGGUGAAUCUGUGGCGAUGCCACUGAACCGCCGUAGAUAGAUCUGGGUUUUAUUCUCAUUUAUUUAUCGAUACCACCUCAACCACUUUUAGUGCCCCACUAAUCCGAAGCAUUACAUUCAUCUUUCGUUAUGUUGUGCCAAGGCCUUAUAGAGAUACUCUAGGGUAUUUCCACUUUCCAGAUCGUAAUUGUCAUGGAAAAGGGUUUUGUUUACGACAGUCAUUACUCAGAAACAAAAUAAAUAAUAAAUAAUUGUUGUUGUUUAAGGAUGAUGAACUCAAGGCCGGUCUGUGGGUGCACAAUAAAACCCUCUUGUUUUUGUAGCUUUCCAUUUGAUCCCUCGGGCAAGUAUGAAAGCAAAGCCAGCUUCGGCAAAAGGGUCUUCAGGUGCAUUUAAACGUGAGGCGGCACUUACGAAUCUAAAGCCAUUUAAUGAUCUUCUGCUGCAACGCCACGCUGAAUAAGCGUCCAGGCAGUCAUUUGCUUCCAGCGACGUGCGACGCCGAGUGGAAUGGGAUUACCACUCAUGUCGCCCGGCUACGCUUCGCUGGCUGCAAAUAUCAGCCAGAGACGGGAAGCCGAGCGGGUGACAGGCCUAAGUGAUGGCGCUCAUUAUCCGGGUGAAUCACGGAUAACCUCUGGGUGCCUCUUGGGUCACAGCCAUGUGAGCAUCAUUAUACUGUCAUAUAAACCAUUGGUUCCCAAACAUGUUUGAUUUAAGAAACCCCCUCAGCUCUGUUUAAAUCCAUCCAUCCCCCCCACCAGUGACGGCAGGACCGGAUUGUUUGUCUUUCAAACACAUAUUGUGCGUCAUUAGCACCAGCGAAAAAGUCACUGAAGGCUAAAUAUGUUUUCUCUUGUUAUUUUUACUAGAAACGACUAUUUGGAUCAAAACAGAUGACUCAGCUCUUGUAUCAGCGCCGUUAUUAUUCCUCCACUGCCUCAUAACCUACAGUAUUUAAAGUAAAGCCCCCUCCCCCCCGGGUUGAUAUGAAAAAAAAAACUGUAAACUUCACACACGUACAAGCAGGACCUCAAAUAGUCACGCAGAUUUAUCCCAUCAUCCCUUACUGCAAAACAGCUUGUAAAAGAAACAAAUGAUAUCCACUAAAAGGCUGAGCUUCGGCGCGAGCGAUGGGCUGCUGGAUUCACACGUCGCAGCUGCUGGCAAAGACGGCUCCAACAAUGGCGCCGCGGGGGCCAUGUUCAACGCCAGGCUUCCCUCGGAAACUUCCCUCGCUCUGGUUGAACGUUAACUGGCGGGACCUUUUCCGCCCCGAUGCACUUCAUGCAAGCAGAAUAUGUUGCCACUCGGGGAUCGGACCGCUCGGGGCCGCGAUGACAGCGACGUGACAGCGAGGGGCGAGGGCCGUAAAACGCAGGUGGAACGCUGCACGAAAACGACGUCGGGGAUGAAUGCGGCGGACUUAUUUUGGACACGUGACUUUUGUUUAAUUAGCUGAGGCGACGGGAAUGAACUUGUGUUUAUGUCAAAAACGUUGUUUGGAUUAAAGGAGAAUUAAAGUGGCUUCUGACUCUUUGGAAAAGUGA
Gasterosteus aculeatus aculeatus (three-spined stickleback) is the source of this 4729-nucleotide messenger RNA. The record is from RefSeq and is a predicted model, not a curated record. NCBI's taxonomy places the organism in Eukaryota, Metazoa, Chordata, Actinopteri, Perciformes, Gasterosteidae.